Molecule: messenger RNA, 4140 nt
Organism: Vidua macroura (Pin-tailed whydah)
Lineage: Eukaryota; Metazoa; Chordata; Aves; Passeriformes; Viduidae
Gene: CCDC127
Product: coiled-coil domain containing 127
Exons: 3
Coding region: 486-1280 (264 amino acids)
Source: RefSeq, a predicted model, not a curated record
AGAGCUGCGUGACGGAAGAUUUCUAAACAGCUCUUGUUUUGAGCGUGGAGAACAUUAAAAAAACCCCAAAAUACUAGAAUUGUGUUACUGCCAUUAUUUUUCCCUUGUGAGCUCCAAUACUGCAAGAUUCUGCCUCUUUGUCUCUCUGACAGCGCCUGAAAUUUUGCGUCAUAAACAGGCCAUAAUAAUUUUUUGAAGUUGUGAGAAACACCAUUUCGUACACAUGAGAUUUGAGAAGGGCGAAGGAAAGACCGUACUGUCUCUCUAGGACAGAAAGUAGACUCGGCAAGUCCAGACGGUGGGAUCCAGACGCCGCUCACGGCUGCCUCCGGCCCUCGCCGUUAACGGGAUAAAAAGGGCCCGCCAGGCGCGGGGACGGACGGCCGGCAGCGCUCCAGGCUCGGGCGAGCCGUUCUGUCGUCCACCCCCUUUUUCUCCCGGCUGAUGGGCCGGGCCGGAAGGGAGCGGGGCCGGCAGGUGCCUUCAUGAAUAACUUAAAUGACCCUCCCAACUGGAACAUCCUGCCCAAUCGGCGCGAUCCCGGCGAUGACGGCAGCCGGUGGAAUUACGCCCUGCUGGUCCCCAUGCUGGGCCUGGCCGCCUUCCGUUGGAUCUGGACCAGAGAAUGUCAGAAAGAAAUAGAAAAGGAAAAACAAGAGUACUACAGAAAAGAGUCAACUUUACAAAAAGACCUGGAAGGCAAAUACCGGGAUAUAAUCACGGAGAAUCGUCGAGCUGUUGCUCAUCUGGAGGUGGAGCUGGAAAAGGAACGCAACAGGACCCUGAGUUACCGUGAAGCCCUCGUGUCCCAGAGCCGCAAACUAGUAGAAGAGAGGAAGCUCCUAGAACAGGAGCAGGAGAAGUUGGAGCAAGAAAAACAAGUCCUUUUGCACUCUGGAGCAGAAGGUACCUUGUACCAGAGUUGCCUGGCAAAGGAAGAAGAGUGGCAACAGAGAGCCAAUAUUUUACUAAAAGAAUUUGAAGAGGGACUGAAGGAAAGACAGGACAUCUACUGCAGUCUUUUAGUACCCAGAAGUCAGAGACUAGAAAUAGAGAAAAAUCUGCUAGUUAAAGCAGCAACUAAUCCUGUUGCUAUGGCUUUACAUGUCGAGAGUGGCUUAAAAGAUAUUUUCAAACAUGAUAACUACUGUGGCAAUGUGCUGAACAGAACCAGAAGUCAAAAUGGAAAGCUUAUGUGGCUGUAUUUGAGAUACUGGGAACUAGCUGUUGAACUGCAGAAAUUCAAGAGGGUAGAAAAGGCCAUGUUAGGAAAACGCUAAGUAGGGGAAGCAGUGGGAUUCCAUGUGAUCCACCAUGCAUGGUAGGGACAAUCACAGUCGUAGUCCGAAGCUGUUAAAUUCUUCUGCUGUGUUGCCGUCUCUCCUCCUCCUUGCACUUGUGUUUGCAUGGGACAUGUGCAGUGCUGGUGCCUUUCCUCUCACUAACAAGAGAUGCUCUGGUGAGCUGUGCAUGCUCCUGAACUCCAUGAGUGGGUUUGUGGUGCAGUAUAGAGAUACGCCAGCUCCCCAGGUAUCAGAAGUAGCAAAAGAGAACUCAGUUUAGAGGGAUUUGCCUCAUUGAUGGUCACACUCCAGCAACAGAGAAUGGUCAUUUGUUUCCCCUAGCUGUGGUAGCACAUUGUGCUCCUUAUCUCUGACAUUUUACAUGGUGUCUCAAAAUGUCUUCUUUUAUUACUAUUAUUUUUUAAAAAUUUGUUUAAGCAAGACUGAUUUUGAGACAGAUGUUUGGGAGAGAUGGUGUUGGAGACACCUGAAUCUUACAUGUCUGUAUGUGCAAGUAUAUAUAUAUAUAUAUAUAUAUAUAUAUAUAUAUAUAUAUAUAUAUGCAUGAAUGUGUGUGUAUGUGAAAGUAUUCUGAGGGUGGAAUAGAUUGAUCUUGUUUCAGAUUAGUCAGUCUUGCAUUGUCGUCCAGCUUAAUAUACAAAUAGUGCUUUAUGAAUGAAACAUCCAAAAGUUACUAAUUCAAAUAACACAUAAAGAAACAGAUUGAUAUCUCAUUGGCACUUGGGACCCAUUAUCAAAUUCUACGGAAUGUAUAAACUGGAAGUUAUAUUUUCAUAUAUUGGAGAUACCUUAAGAAUACUUGGUUUUUUUUCUCAGUCAGGGUUUUAGUUGUAACCCAACAAUGUGCCACCAUUAUGGAUGUCCCCAUGCUGCUGCUUCUGCCUCUCAGGGCACUGGCUGCCUCCUGGGUUGCUUGCAGGAACCUCCUUACCAUUGCAUCUGGCUCUGCCUUGGACAGGUCCUGUUUGUUAUUUGCAGAUGGGAAUCUAAAUGCAGCCUGCACUGGUAGCCACUGCUCUCUCUCCACCUAUCUCCCUUCUCCCAGAACUGAAGUACAUACUCUUUUCUGCAGCUCUGAAAUUCUGUGCUUGUGGUUCACCAUUUUACAUACACAUGACCGUGAAAGCCUACAGAUAUACAAGCUUUGCAAACUUGCAAGAAAGGGAGCUUUUUUAUUUAGCUAGUAAAAUAAAAUAGAUUUGGUAAAAAAAUAAAAUAAUAAGUACAGUGAAAUAAUAAAUUAAAAAAUUAAACAUCCAGAUUUAAAAAAUCCAACAACAAAACUUUAAAACUCAGUGCAUUUCAAUUUCUUAGAACUUUGAGCCUUGUAGCAGUAGGAACCUUUUUUCAAAUGUGCCAUGUAUUUAAAAUAAUAAGAUUUUUUUUCUUCCCCCCUUUCUAAUCCAGCCUUAGACCUCAAAGGGGCAGUGUUUACCCUUGCAUUUAUAACAUCUAGUCUUCUCUGUUACUUGACUUUGAUUUGUGCUAGUAGGUUGUCAGUUCAUUAAUUAGCAGUUUGUUAUUUACUGAGAGGUAGACUUGACAAAUGUGUUUGCACUAGGCAAUCAUGUAGAACCAUGGCUUGGAAGCAAUCCAAGUGAAUGCCCAUCUUCCUGCAGAUGUGGGGUUUUUCUCUUACUGUUUUCUCCUGGUUUCAUUUUAGUCUGAGCACAGAAGAGAGCAGAUAAAUCUUUUGAAACAAUGUGCACAACUUAAUCCACUUACUAAGUAGAAAUAUCUAACAUGAAACAAAAUUCCUAGGCAGAAUAGAUGUUUUGCAACGACUCUGUUUUCCAGUUGAGAUUUUGCUCACCUUGGUAGUACGAAUUAUACUGUUGUGUUGACUUAUUAAUCCUUUUUUCAUAUUGAUUUUUUAAAAUAAAGUUUUAGUAGACAAACUUGGAGGAAAAAAGAGAGAUCACAAACACCAGAAGGGCCACAGUUUGUCAGGAUGCCAAGCAUUUUCUGGUUGGGAGAUGCUUUUGCAACUCAACACAAUUGAGUUGCUAAUCGUGUGUGACGCCCUGAGCUAAGCUGCUGAAGCUGGAUGUAGGCACACAGUCUAAUUGCCCAGGAGAACAAAUAAGUUUGAAUAACAGCCGGUGUGUAAUUCUUUCAGGAUGUGGAAAGUGACCAUCCAGCUGUGGCACACGUUCCUGCAGGCAGUUAAGCUGCUCAGCUGACUAAGAGCAGACAUGAAUCAGUGCCAGUGUAUUUGAGAUGGAUGCCUUGAAUUUGUAUAAGUUAGCCUCAAAAGAGCAAAGGUUUUAUGCUUUUUCAUUUUUUCAUAGUUUGUUAUUCAUAUCACUCAAAAUGUUUAAAGAAAAUGUAAUCAAGGGUAAAAUACUAUUUUUUUCAGUAUGAAUAUGUACAUUCAAGCCUUACACACUUGAAUAUACAGGGUUGGAUGCGAUGUAGUAAAGGUUUGGUAUUCACUUUCUGUUUUUUAGAAGUGUCAUUUGUUUGUACAACUAAUUCAACUAUUGUUCAUGGACACUUUGAAGAUCAUUGUAUCAAGACAGAAGGGUUAUUUCAGAAGACUUUUAAAAAAUAUAUAACUGAUUUAGAAUCACUGGUCCUGUUGGUUUCUUCCAAAACUCAUGUUUGUGGGUAUGCAAUGUAUUUUAGAAAUGUUCCUCCUUUGUAGGUUGUUAUUCUGAAGAUUCUAAUGUAAGUUUUAUCUUGCCCAGCACUUGUUCUGAAUUGGUUAAUUGUUUGGAACUGCCCAUAUACAUAUGUAGAAUGCAAGAAUAAUCUGUUUUCAAAGUAUUUAAUGAACUUAUUUUUAUUAUAAAAUUGUCACUCAGCUAUUAAACAAUAACAAUUAAAACCUUUA